This is a messenger RNA of Botrytis cinerea B05.10, 3644 nucleotides long. RefSeq lists its product as hypothetical. Bases 248 to 3169 code for a protein of 973 amino acids. The transcript has a single exon. NCBI's taxonomy places the organism in Eukaryota, Fungi, Ascomycota, Leotiomycetes, Helotiales, Sclerotiniaceae. The record is from RefSeq and is a predicted model, not a curated record.
GACUCGCAUUUCCCCUUGUACACAACUGAUUGGAGGAACUCCAAUCAAACACCAAAGUGGGGAAGAGUAAUAAAAGUCGUUUGCCUUUGUUCGAUAUCGGAAAAUCCUUUCCCUUAGUAUAUGCCUUCUCUUUUUAGUGUGUUUUAUUCUUUAUAUCCCAAUUGAAUCGUUUAGGAAAUCACUCCUGAAUCCGAAGGAACGAGAAGAGUUCUAUAAAGGAAGUCAUUCCAUCUUUCUCUUCUCAUACAUGCAGUUUCCUUCAUUUCUUCCAUACUCCUAUAUUCAAGAACCCUCUUCCAAUACUACAUUCUUUACAUUAACCUCAAAUUCUUUUCGAAUUUUUGGUCCUCUUUUCAAUAAAUUAUUUAGUUACAUAACUUUGUCAACUUUCAAAAAAGUUGUAAUCAACCUAAAUUUCAUAAUGACAGACGGUGGUAGCAAUGACCCGUUCGAGAGUGAUCUGAGUGAUCAAUCUCGAUCACCAGCCCCCGAAGAAGUUUCAGUUACUCAGUUUUCAGAUCUCCAAUUCCAGCACAUGCAACACAAUGCUGUGAUAACAGUGGGGGAUCAAGGACUCUCCGACAUGCUGCAUACCUUCGAAGCUAUCCAACAGCUUCCCCAGGAAGAGCAAAAUACGAAAUUCAUUGAAUUCAAGGCGUGGGCAGAAAGCCAAAAGGCCAAGGCUUGUACCCUGACGGAAAUGUCUAUGGAUACAAUUCUUCGAGACGAACUUCACCUCAAGGCCAAUGUAACGACGAAACAGAUGAAAAUUGACAACAAAGACACUCUGGCUAGAGUGGAAAAGACUCGUGCCCUGCGGCAGAAAGCGAUUGAUAGGAUUGCUCAAUACUGGAAAGAAUCGCGUAAGGGCAUUUCCUUUGCUACAAUACUCUUCAUGGCGUAUGGAACCAAGUUUCAAAACGUACUCAUCAAACUAGCUAAAAUGGCAGACCCAGAAGCGGUGCUGGAAGUGGUCAACGGUGAGCUGAUUCGCCGGAUGACUAGCCCUCCCAAGCCCGGGGUGCGAGUCAACAUGCAUCUGACGCCCUCUGAAUUCAAAAAUGCGCUCAAAAUCCUCGAUGCCAAACAAGUGAAUAAGGCCUUUGAAUGGGACGACGAGAAGCGAAGGGAACUCGGUCUUCGAUACAACAUGGUCGGAAUGCUCGGCGAAGCCAGCAUUGACUACUCUGAGGAUGCCCCACCUGUCGGGGACUCAGUAAUUGAGUUCAGUGCAGUACCCUCUCCGCCCCCCAACGAAGAAGUGAUCGCCAAUCUCGAGAGGUGGGCUAGGUUGGGAGUUCCAGUGGUUGAUGAAGACAAAAAACCGCUGCAAGAGUGCUUAAUGGACAAGGUAGUCCGUAAACUUGCUGCUCCCCUUGGUAGUGACGAAGAGGAGGAUGUCACGCAUCCGAACGCGUGUAAAUGUACGGCGGAGACCUUGGAGUCCAAAGACUGGUUCUUGACACUCGAAGAAAAGUACGUUGCAAAGCAGAUCGGAUGGAUGGCGAUGGUGGAACUGGUGCCCAUCAUGCCUAACGACACCUGCAAUUACCAUCUCCAUCAACUAGCCAACGUACUUGGUCUUAAGGCUACACGCGUCCUGCGUAAUAUCCUUAUCCACCGCCUCAAUACCGUAUAUAAGCGCAGAAAUCGUAUUGACGACGUCCGAAUCCAUGACAAUUACUUUUCUUGGUUCAAGCCAAGUUUUGAAGCUAGCGAGGUGAGGAAGAGCAGACUCCUCGGAGUUCUGAAAUUCCAACCCAUCAAGCCCGACGCCGGCGAACCGAAGAUCGUACAAACUCCCGUGGCAGGCCUGACAGUGGUCCACCAAACCGGUGUAAGCAGGCCAAAGGCGGGAGAGCCAGAGCUUACUAUAGCGAAGGCUCAAUAUUCGAACUUCGUGGAUCACUCUGUUAAGAUGUACUGUCACCACAAUCGAUACGAGAACCAAGGACUCGGGUUUGCCCACCACUGCUACUACGCUCCCUGGCAACAGGCCUGUAGGCAAGAUCUGAAGCUUUGGAGAGAAGCCACACGGCAGCGAAUGGAUCAGGAAUUCCGCUUGAUCACUGUGCCCUUCCCUGCUCUCAUUAUCCAGUGGGACGAAGGGUAUGAUCACACCUUCGUGCAUGGAAAUGCAAGGGAACUCUAUUCCAAGUCGGAUUUCAAGCUAGCCGAUCACCUCACUGCCUAUAUAGUACAUUCAAUCGCUAAAGGCAAGAUGACUUCGGACACUGAAGUAUUACAUGGGAAGGUAAACCUGUCAGCUCAGGGGAACACGACGUGGAGAAAUUUGGCUGCCACUACUCUUGGCAAGAGCAAUGUAAUGUUCGAAAAGGGGUACUUUCAUGACAUCACCCCAAAAAGAAAGUAUCAAGGAUAUGUUAACUUGAUCGCAUGCGACGAGCUUGUGUUGAGCCGGAAUAAAUCCUGGGCCCUUGUAGCUGGUGGCAAUUUUACUACCAUUCAGCCAUAUGAAAAUGCCACAGGUGAUGAUCCGUUCGCGGCGACCAUCGUUCCCUACACAGCAAUCAAGAGGAAAAACGACGGCACCCUGGAACCUAUGUUGGAGAAUGGUAUGAAAUACCAAGACUUGAAGGAUGCCCACAGCAAAUUGAAGCCUAUCUUCGACAAGAACGUUACCAACGGCGGUCAAUACGAAAUCCCUGGAUUCCCGGUAGAAUGCCACCUGACCACAGAGAACCCCGUUGAACAAGCUCUUGUAGGAGGACUGCCAUGGAAUGACCAAUCUGUCCUCAAUGAAGCUGCCGAAUUGCUGGCCCUGACUGACGAGCAAUUUAACGAGUGGUAUCAAGGUACCCGUUCAGCUCAAGUUCAGGAGCAAUACGAACGUGCAUUCUCAGACGUUGUUUCCAAGGAACGAGCCUAUGGUGAAAAGUCUUAUUACAAUGUGGCUGAGACAGAGCCGGUAGCUGGCAAAAAGCGAAAAUAUGUUUCUGCUAGUAAAAAGCGAAAACAUAUUUCUGCUGAUGAGGAAGGAGAUAUCCUAGAUAUUUCUUCCGACUCUAACAUUGAAGAGGACACACGCCCUCCUCCUCAACCUCCUCAGUCUCCUCGAACUCCCUCUCCUGUAUCCACUUCGCGUGUGAAGAAGAGGAGAAGAAAGCAUUCCCGCAUGGAUAAGGCGAUCAAUAACGAGGACGAUUAAGAUCAAGAAGACGAUGAUGGCUUAGCCGGAGCUACUCAGGCCAGCGGUGCUACCAAAGGCACUCCCCAUCGGCCUAAAACUCCCAAGAAACAUCAUUCCCAAUGCCUGGAGAACGACAAAGCACAAGCGUCACCAGAAGAAUCUCGAAUGCUGGGCUGUAGGUCAAAGAAGUGGUCUAAUUUAUAACUAUGGCAAAGUUAUGAAUGUAGCAAAAAAGAGUGGCUUUUGGGCGAAUUCGAUUUCUUUUCUCCUCCUGAAGUUGUGGCCAGCGAUACCUUUGGUGGUCACCUUUUUCUUUUCUUUCCCUUUCAUGCUUUUGAGUGUGUUUGUUUUUGUUUAGCUAUAUUGAUCAGGACGAUCAAUUGAGUAAAGCAGGGAGGAAUGUGCGUGGAAAAACGUGAUCUGAGAGUCAUGUGAUAUUUUUAUCUAGUAUUUAUAAUUCCUCCUGUAGACCAAAGAAGGCACUGAUUUUACA